UUUAUAAUUUGCUGGUUUUCUCCUCAGGAUUUUGCAGGUUAAUUCCUCAUGCACGCUCACCAGGUACUUGGACAAUAUAUUUUGAGGGUGCAGAUUACGAGAGCCAUCUUCUGCGUGAGAACACGGAGCUGGCUCAGCCUCUGAGGAAAGAACCUGAAAUAAUCACUGUGACUCUUAAAAAGCAAAAUGGGAUGGGCCUCAGCAUCGUUGCAGCAAAGGGUGCUGGCCAAGAUAAACUUGGAAUCUAUGUCAAGUCUGUUGUAAAAGGAGGUGCUGCUGAUGGGGAUGGACGCCUGGCUGCAGGAGACCAGCUCCUCAGUGUGGACGGACGAAGUCUGGUAGGACUCUCUCAAGAAAGGGCGGCAGAACUCAUGACAAGAACAAGUUCUGUGGUAACACUAGAAGUCGCAAAGCAGGGAGCAAUUUAUCACGGCCUCGCCACCCUGCUCAAUCAGCCGUCCCCAAUGAUGCAAAGAAUUUCAGAUCGUCGUGGCUCAGGUAAACCCCGACCGAAGAGUGAAGGUUUUGAGCUCUACAAUAAUUCAGCUCCAAACGGGUCACCUGAGAGCCCUCAGCUGCCUUGGGCAGAAUACAGCGAACCUAAGAAAUUGCCAGGUGACGACAGACUGAUGAAGAACCGGGCUGAUCACCGCUCCAGCCCCAACGUGGCAAAUCAGCCUCCUAGCCCUGGAGGGAAGAGCGCAUAUGCCCCCGGAACAACAGCUAAGAUAACGUCUGUCUCCACCGGGAACCUCUGCACUGAGGAACAGACCCCUCCACCGAGACCUGAGGCCUACCCCAUCCCCACUCAGACGUACACCAGAGAGUAUUUCACCUUCCCAGCUUCCAAAUCCCAGGACCGGAUGGCUCCUCCUCAGAACCAGUGGCCAAAUUACGAGGAGAAGCCACACAUGCACGCAGACAGUAAUCAUUCCAGUAUUGCAAUUCAGGUUAGAGAGAAGGAGUCCAUGAACAUUCGCAGCCGUCAAAGAUAAACCAGUUUGACAGGG
This is a messenger RNA of Leptonychotes weddellii (Weddell seal), 1010 nucleotides long. Lineage: Eukaryota; Metazoa; Chordata; Mammalia; Carnivora; Phocidae. The record is from RefSeq and is a predicted model, not a curated record.